This is a messenger RNA of Kuraishia capsulata CBS 1993, 1878 nucleotides long. RefSeq lists its product as uncharacterized. Gene Ontology annotation, molecular function: cysteine-type deubiquitinase activity; cysteine-type endopeptidase activity. Lineage: Eukaryota; Fungi; Ascomycota; Pichiomycetes; Pichiales; Pichiaceae. The transcript has a single exon. Gene Ontology annotation, cellular component: cytosol; nucleus. The record is from RefSeq and is a predicted model, not a curated record. Gene Ontology annotation, biological process: protein deubiquitination. Bases 1 to 1878 code for a protein of 625 amino acids.
AUGUUCAAGAAGUGGAAGGCUGGCUCGGAUAACAAGCCGAAGGCCAAGGAAACUGCGCCGGUGCAGACCGAGAAGCCAGCUGCCCAUCCGGCCAGUCUCGAGGCCUUCAAGGACGACGCCCUCCAUAUCGAGGUAUCCCACGAGGAAGAAACUGAUCCCGAGCUUGAGUAUCGAGUAGUGACCCAGGACCUGAAUGUUCCCUAUGGUGAUGGAUCAGACAAGAUUUUUGGUAUGGAAAACUUUGGAAAUACAUGCUACUGUAACUCCAUUCUGCAGUGUCUGUUCUACACGGUUGCAUUCAGAAGGGCGGUUUUGACGUUCCCUGAGCGUGACCCUGUUCACAGGCGCAAGCGCAAACUGAAAGUGAAUGGCACAAAACCUCAUGCGUUUGUUCUUGGAACGCAACCGCUUUCUCAGCAGUCGCAGACUCAGGCCCAAUCGCAACCGACGUCUAACGGAAAAGAUGAAAAGAAAAGGCGGUCCUCGAUAUUUGCUCUGAAGAACGAGCCGGCUUCAUCUGCGGUACCAGCAGCUCCUGCUGCGUCGGCGACUCAUACCACGAGCCAACCGUUGAACAUUCCCAUCCUGAACUUCCCCAACGUGGAAAGGUAUCUGGUUUCGAGAUGGCCGUCGUUUGCGGACCUCAACAUCAAGUUUGCACUCAACCAGCAGAAGAACAUAACAAUCGUGGGGAUUGUUGGAGAUCCAAACGCUAACUCGGAACAGCGCAAGCGCCAGGCGCUGAUGCGUGGUCCAAUAGUGAACCUGGAUCAAUCGUUCAAUAUGGAGUACGGAAUGGACCAGAGCCUGUACACCGCUCUGAAAGACGUGUUUGAGUGUAUGGCAGAAAACAAUUCUCACGUUGGAGUUGUUUCUCCUCAAAAGUUGAUUGAGGUGCUGAAACGCGAGAACGAGCUGUUCCGGUCGUCAAUGCACCAGGACGCUCACGAGUUCAUCAACUUCUUGAUCAACACUGUUCUGGAGGUUGUGGAUCGCAUGGAAGCACGUACGAGUCAACAUUCGAAUCUCCACGGGAUUUUCGAAGGCUUGCUGACUUCUGAAACGAGAUGUCUUUCUUGUGAGAACGUCUCUACCAGGGACGAGAAGUUCCUAGAUCUGUCGAUUGAUCUCCAGCAAAACUCCUCGAUCACCAACUGUCUAAAGAUGUUCUCGCAAUCUGAAAUGCUCAACGAAUCGAACAAGUUCUAUUGCGAAAAGUGCCAUUCGCUGCAAGAGGCUGCCAAGACAAUCAAGCUCAAGAAACUGCCCCAGGUUCUUGUGCUGCACCUCAAGCGGUUCAAGUAUAUGGAAGAACUCAAUAGAAACAUGAAGUUGUUCUACAGAGUGGAAUACCCAAAGAACUUGCGUGUUUUUAACACCACGGACGACGCGGCCCAACCAGACAAGUUGUACGAGCUGUAUGGUGUGGUUGUUCAUAUCGGUGGAGGUCCUUAUCAUGGCCAUUAUGUUUCCCUGAUAAAGACUGAAAAGUUUGGUUGGCUUCUAUUCGACGAUGAAACCGUUGAAAGUAUUGACGAGGAUUAUGUCUUCCGGUUCUUUGGUGAUGGUCCUGGUUUGGCAACUGCAUAUGUGCUGUUCUACCAGGAGAUUUCCGAGGAAGAGUUUCUUGAAAAGAAUCUUUAUGACGGUUUUGAGGAUGAGCUCGAAACUGAGGGAGAUUCUGGUCAAACGAGUCGUCCUGGUUCACAGACCAAUAUCAACAACUCUGGUGACUCUAACGACAAUCUAUCGGGGCCACAGACUCAGCCUUCCACUGCACCUACAUCUGCACCUGUUUCCGCUGUAUAUGCACCUGUUGAGAAGCCUGAGAAACACGAGAAGGAGAAGAAAAAGCGAAUUUUCAGCUUCAAGAAAUGA